Molecule: messenger RNA, 497 nt
Organism: Lepus europaeus (European hare)
Lineage: Eukaryota; Metazoa; Chordata; Mammalia; Lagomorpha; Leporidae
Gene: ATP5IF1
Product: ATP synthase inhibitory factor subunit 1
Exons: 3
Coding region: 58-378 (106 amino acids)
Biological process (GO): negative regulation of ATP-dependent activity
Cellular component (GO): mitochondrion
Molecular function (GO): ATPase inhibitor activity
Source: RefSeq, a predicted model, not a curated record
GCGCGUCCAGAGAAGCUGCAAGACCGGAGACGCCCGGGGUGCUGCGUUAUAGUGAUAAUGGCAGGCUCCGCGUUGGUGGCGCGGGCGCGGCUCGGGACGUGGGGCGCGAGGGCCGUACAAAGCCGAGGCUUCGUCUCGGACAAGCCCGAGGAUAUCCACGGGAAAGCGGGCUCCAUCCGGGAAGCGGGUGGGGCCUUCGGGAAGAGAGAGCAGGCUGAAGAGGAGCGAUACUUCCGAGCGAAGACUAAAGAACAACUGGCAGCCUUGAAGAAGCACCAUGAAGAUGAGAUCGUUCAUCAUAAGAAGGAGAUUGAGCGGCUGCAGAAGGAAAUUGAGCGGCACAAGCAGAAGAUCAAAAGUCUAAACUCUGACGACUAAGUGCACACAGUUCCCCAUAGAAUGGCACGUGUCAUUGCCCACCUCCGUGUGACUAAUUCUGGUGUAAUUAACAUUGGUCUGUGUGCUACUAACAAGUUAUAAUAAAUCGUCAUCGGUGA